Messenger RNA from Truncatella angustata, 1089 nucleotides. RefSeq lists its product as uncharacterized. The record is from RefSeq and is a predicted model, not a curated record. The transcript has a single exon. Gene Ontology annotation, cellular component: nucleus; spliceosomal complex. Gene Ontology annotation, molecular function: nucleic acid binding; zinc ion binding. Lineage: Eukaryota; Fungi; Ascomycota; Sordariomycetes; Amphisphaeriales; Sporocadaceae. Gene Ontology annotation, biological process: mitotic DNA replication checkpoint signaling; mitotic DNA damage checkpoint signaling; nuclear DNA replication. Bases 1 to 1089 code for a protein of 362 amino acids.
AUGGCGGACGCCCGCUCUCUUCUACGAGCCCACCGAGCUGCAAAUCGUGUCGAGCAUCCUCAUGCCGCCUACAGCGAAGCCGGCAAGCUUCUAUGCAAGAUCUGCCGCGAGGUCAUCAAGUCCGACACGCUGUGGGAGUCCCACGUGCGAAGCUCCAGCCACCGGCAGAAGCAGGCUUCGACACAAGCACCGACUGCCUCCAUCGAGACCACCAACAAGAGGAAACUCGACCAUGUCGACGACGCCACCGAGGUCGAAGCUGCCGACGACGCCCAAGAGACCUUACCCAGGAAGAGGAACAGGACCCGGUCCAAUGUCAACGGGGAGGCCACCACACCUCCCGGCCUGAACAGACGGGCUUCCGGCACACCUGCGCAAGGCGUCGAGCUCUCCAUACCCUCUCGCCCUGCCACUCCGCAGGUCGGAGAAGGCUCACAGACCUCGACCCCGAGCAUUCCCCCCAUGGGCCGCUCGCCAUUCAUCGGCAGUGGAUCCGACAAUGCCGGCACCCCCAGCACUUCUGCCUCGGCCGCUCAACUGCCCAUCUCCACCGAGAGCUUGACCGUGCCCAUACUAGCAGCCACGGCCCCAGCCGCCAACGGAGACGUCGACGAGUCCGAAUGGGCGGCUUUCGAGGCAGAGAUCGCCGCCGACGACGACCAAGUCCCAGCUAAGCCUGCCUAUGCCGACGCGACCAUCUCUGCCGCUCCCCUCACCGCAGAAGAGCUGGCCGCCAAGUCGCUCGAGGAGGAGAACGAACGGAAAAAGCAUCUGCUUGACGUCGAGAUCGCAGACGAGAAGGAGGACGCGACCCGAGCCUUGGAAGACGAGUUCGACGAGAUGGAGCAGCUCGAGUCCCGCGUCCGCAAGCUCAAAGAGCGCCGCGAGGAGUUGCGGAAAGGCAGCAUCGCGAACCUCAGAGGCGCCGCUGCCCACGAGAGUGUGAUUGACAAGACGGUCAAGGCGGCCUUGGGCAAGGAGAACGCCGGUCCCGCGAACGGCGAAGAUACGGGAAGCGACGAAGACGGCGACGACGACGACGAGGCUGACGAUGAUUGGGAUGAUGGGUUUCGGUUCCGGGGCGCAUAG